This is a messenger RNA of Plasmodium cynomolgi strain B, 1737 nucleotides long. RefSeq lists its product as hypothetical. The transcript has 2 exons. Bases 1 to 1737 code for a protein of 578 amino acids. The record is from RefSeq and is a predicted model, not a curated record. Lineage: Eukaryota; Apicomplexa; Aconoidasida; Haemosporida; Plasmodiidae.
AUGAAGGCAAAUUUAAGCCCCUCCCUCCGACAGGAAAUCGCCCUAUGCAAUAAGCAAAAGAGCAACAAGCGAUGUAUCCUCAUUUCGCUCAACAGCAAAUGUAAUGAAACAAUUUAUGAGCGCAAAGGCGGAAUGGUGGUGUUGCUACUGCUGCUCGUGAUGCUGCUCGUGCUGAGAAUGAUUCAAUUCACGCUGGAAGGCUACACAGAACAAAGGGAAAACCCGAGCGACGAUUUGGAAAGUAUAAAAUGCCUAUUAAAUGACGAGAUUGCUUUCAUACUCUACAAUGUUGCAGUGUUCACAUCUAGAUAUAAAUGGGUCCUUAUUCUAUGGGUCCCCGACGAAUCGGUAGAAACAAAAUUGGGGAAGAAAAAUGAGUCUGCUGAAAAAGUCGAAAAAGAAAAAAAGUACACCCAAGUGACACAGCUGAAUAGGUUAAUUUAUUGCACUUUAAAAAAUAACCUUCUUCAUUAUGUGGACGAUGAUAAGGACGUGCCACUGGAGGAAGUGCACAAUUUCGAGCAGCUGGAAAAAUGCAUAAGGGCCAGUCUCGGCAACUGCUUAACCGCAGUUAGCACGACGCAAAUAUGUAAGGGAAGGGCACUUCCCCAUUUCAGCGUUACGAAUUAUCUGCACAAUUACUACUUUCUAAAUGAACAAAUGAAGCAGUGUUGUGACGGCUUAAAUGACGAAAGUGAUGGUGUGUCCAACCAUCUAGAUUUACUCUCCAAGGAGAGCAACACUUGCAUCGUUUUACUCACCAUAGAUGUUAACAACAACUACAAACUGGAGAGCCGUUUUGAGAAAAUAGAAACAAUCGAAUCGUUUCUUCACCUAACAAAGGAGAUACAUAUUUUUUAUGUCCUUUAUAAGACAUCCGACACAUAUACUUGCUUCUACCUCUGUCAUAGUGACCGGUGUACCACGAGAGAAAAAUUUGUCUACUCUUUAUUCAAACCCCACUUAAUCCAAAUUUUGAAAAAAAAAAAUAUUCACAUUUUUUUAAGUGUCGAAAUGGGUAAGCUUAAACAUAUGGUAGACUUUAUCCGAGGAGAUAUUACUACAAAGAAGGAAGUUCCCACAAAAAACGUACCACUUGACAUGGCUCCCAAAACGAAGAAAUGCACAAACCAUUUGACCUUAGAUGGGAAAAAAAACUACUCUAGCCAUGCACAGAUCAAUAUGGUGAAGGAGUUACUUCCCAUUGUGGAAAAUGAUUCUAUUAGGAGAAAGGGGAGAACGAAUGAUCAAUCUGUGAAUGACCCAAAUGUGAAUAAGAAGCACUCCUUUACAUCUAGAACGGUUAACUUGCUGUCCCUGAAGAGGAGGGAGUCCAUGCCAAACAACACACGGACAGAGCAACCCAUGUCGGGGAAAACAAAUAAAAUGACAUAUGCACCACUAGGGGAAGGAAAACAAACGAGUACCUCCACAUUUACCAGCGAAAAUAUCGGACCAAAGUUACUCAAAAAAAUGUCGCUAUCUAAAUCGUAUAAUUUGAAAAAAAAAACCUCCUUCACAAAUGACGGGGAAAAAAACUCCACAGUAAGAAAAAAAAGAGAACCCUCCCCCUCUGCACUGGUGAAGAAUAAAUCGUUAACUCUCCACAAGGGAUCGUCCACCUCCGUCGAGUUAAAAAAAUCGCCUUCUUUGUCUAAGCAAAAAUCGCUGCAACUUGACAAGAAAAAGAGCUUAACCAAAAGGUUCAAAGGGAGAAGCGGUGUUUCAGAAAAGUGA